Molecule: messenger RNA, 1708 nt
Organism: Acipenser ruthenus (sterlet)
Lineage: Eukaryota; Metazoa; Chordata; Actinopteri; Acipenseriformes; Acipenseridae
Product: growth/differentiation factor 2-like
Exons: 2
Coding region: 90-1292 (400 amino acids)
Biological process (GO): BMP signaling pathway; SMAD protein signal transduction
Cellular component (GO): extracellular region
Molecular function (GO): growth factor activity; cytokine activity
Source: RefSeq, a predicted model, not a curated record
CGUUACUGUUAGGAUUCUUUCUUCUUUACUUGUAGGACACUUGUUUAAACACUUGGAAAACCGAGAUAAUUAGUAUCCCUAAUCUAGAGAUGGCGGCGACACUGAACUACAUACUCCCACUGUGGAUGAUAGUUCUGGUCUUCGUUGGCUCUGCAAGGUGUAAACCGGUGAAUAGUAAAACGAGUGGAGUCCAGAAGCAACUCCAGAUCUCCGAGGAUGAGAGCACCGUGGAGGAGGACAUUCAUAUUGACCUGAACCCGUUUCUAGAAAACAUGAAACAAGAGUUUCUGCGGAGUCUGAAUUUAUCCAGAGUGCCACAUGAGCACAACAAAGCCGAUCCUCCUCAGUUCAUGCUUGAAUUGUACAACAGGUAUACAACCGAUAAGUCCUCAAUGCCACAGUCUAAUAUUGCUCGGAGCUUCAAUGUCAAAGAUGCUACGAUGUCAAAGGGAACAGCUAGUGAAAAGCAACACUUGCUUCUAUUCAACAUUUCCAUUCCAAGCCACGAGGAGAUCACCAUGGCUGAGCUGCGGUUAUAUACUUUCCUUGAAAAUGAUACAAAUGAUGUCCAGGCCAGAAUAAAAGUGUAUGACGUGGAGAAUAAUAAAGACGGGUCAACGCUCCAUUUUCUUGCAUCCAAAGAUGUCAACAAAAAACAAAAUUCCUGGGAAACUUUUGAAGUCACUAAGGCUAUCAAGCGAUGGGUAAAAUCUAGCCAAACCACAAACACACUUCAAGUACAAAUUGAUCGCACGGGUGGCAUGCCUUUGGAAGGCGGGGGUUUAGAUGUCAGUGUCAGCUUUAAAAAUAGCUCCCCAGUGUUAAUAAUUUUUUCAGACGAUCUUAGAAAUGAAAAAAAAGAAGAUGAACUUAAAGAAAUGAUCCUUCACGAAGAAGAAAGUGUGUUUUUGGCAGAGGGUAAUAUGAAUUACGAUGAAGAUAAGCCCCCAUCUAGGAGAAAAAGAAGUACAAAGCCUGACUUUUGCCAAAGAAGAUCUCUUCGGGUUGAUUUUAAAGAGAUUGGUUGGGACUGGAUAGUGGCACCAAAAGAAUAUGAAGCAUAUGAAUGUAAGGGAGUCUGCUCCUAUCCCUUGGGUGAUAAUCUCACCCCUUCCAAGCAUGCCCUUGUCCAGACCCUAGUGCAUCUUAAAAAUCCCAAGAAAACUGCAAAACCGUGUUGUGUUCCAACCAAACUGGAUUCCAUCUCAAUCCUAUACUAUGAUGAAAAAGGGCAGCCAACCUUUCAAUACAAAUACGAAGGGAUGCAGGUUGCCAAGUGUGGGUGUAGGUAGUUGUACUGAACCAAAGGCGGCUUACAUCUUCAUGUAAAUCUGUAUAUUAAUGAUGUAAAUUGAUAACUCAUUUCAUUGAGGUAUUUAUACAAUGCAUGUACAGCAGAUUCUUAUUUUAAUAUCAAUGUAGACAUACAAUGGACAUACUAUAAGAUACAGAAGUGUAAAUGUUUAAUUGAUUAAGAAUUGAUCAGUUAAUUGUUAAAUUAUGUGUAAGACAGUAAACAAUACAAAUAAGCCAGCACAUUCAUUAAAAAGGAAUUCCUUUACUGAAACAGCUGACUUGUAUUAAUUAUUUGUUCACAUACUCAGUUUAAUCGAUUAAAUGGAAAUGUUAAGAUUGAAACCUUUAGUCCACACACAAGUUUUCAGUUCCUGGCACUAGGGUUUCCUGGGCCCUGGUAAGAAUGUACUUU